AUGGGUGCCCACACUGCCGAUUCAGAGAAGGGCGGCGACAACAACUGCAACUUCUGCCAAGCACCAUCAGCGAUGUUCCGCUGCUCACGUUGUAAAAUCGCAAAGUUCUGCAAUGCCACGUGCUUUCAGUCUGCUUGGAAGACUCACAGAUCGAACUGCUAUGUGCAAGAUGAUCCCACACCGACACCAACAGUGGAUGAGCGUGUGUAUGCACGUCAGUCAGGCGAGCAAUCGCAAUCCAACAUUGCACACGGUCGAAUCUUUGUUUCCAUUGCUGCAUAUUGUGAUCCGGAGCUAACAGAGACCUUGAAGUCCAUGUUGCAUCAGUGCAAAAGACCAGACUUGCUUUACGUGGGUCUGGUGUGGCAGGGUGAUGUUGAAGAUGGUGAGCCUUUAUCCGGGGAGGGCCUGGAUGAUUUGCGAAGGCUCUGGCACAUCGAUGCUGAUGGCGCGGUUGACCCGCACGAGCAUGGGACUGGUAACUUGAUUCCAGAGCUUCCGGGUGAAGCUAAGAUGAGAUCCCAAUCAUUGCUUGGGGGCAGGCUACGCAUGAUCCGCAUGCAAGCAGGCGAUGCACGAGGCCCAUGUUGGGCCAGAUAUCUUGCUCAGCUCUUAUGGCGAGGAGAGGAACUCUACUUACAGCUUGACAGCCACAUGCGCUUUGUACCUGCAUGGGAUGAGGAGGCCCGCUGCCAGCUCAUGAUGUGUGCGAAGCACUCUAGCAAGCCCGUUCUAUGCAGUUAUGGCAGAGCUUAUCCUCUGGGUAUGCCCUACACUGAAACCCCGACAAAUUUAACGGCCUGCUUGAAUUGCGCCGGGUUUUUCGACAGCAACAAUGUUCUGAACAUCCGCUACCGGUCGCUGGUUCGAGACUGGGACGAGCCGCGAGCAAGUUUUUUCUGGAGCGCACACUUUUCAUUCUCUUCCGCUGAUGUGAUACGUGAGGUGCCCUACGACCCUCGAUUGCGUAUGCUUUUCUUCGGAGAAGAAAUUCUGAUGACCGUGCGACUGUUCACAAAUGGUUGGGACCUCUUCUCUCCUUGCUCAGGUCUUGUAUUUCAUCUUUGGCAGCGAGACUACCGGAGGGUUUACGCAGACGACAUGCGCGAACUGUAUCGGGAUUUAAGCCACAGCUCCAGGAAACGCUUGCAUGGCUUGCUCGGCUCCGGGGCAUUGCCAUUCUUCGAAGAAACUUACAGGUGGCCAUUGCCAGGUGGUUCCAACGCUGGCCCGGAUGCUUUCGAGUUGGGAAGCUAUCGAUCCCUUGCUGAGUAUGAAGAAGCGGCUGGUGUCAGUUUCAGGAACAGGCACCUGAGUGAUUUUGCACUCCGUGGCGGAGCCCCCUCCGAGGAUUUCUUCAUGACGCAGGAGGAGGGCGGGCAAGCUGCGGUGGAGAUGCAGUGCAGGGGCGACAUGUUAAGGAUGCAAGAGAGCAAACGAAAACGGGUGAGCGGGUUCAACCAUUCGUUCACUUGA
This is a messenger RNA of Symbiodinium natans, 1476 nucleotides long. Lineage: Eukaryota; Dinophyceae; Suessiales; Symbiodiniaceae. The record is from the annotation of a GenBank genome assembly.